AAUAGGGCGAGGCAAAUGACGUAGAUAUUAAAGCCAGGUAUGUAAUAUGGGUAAUUGCUUUUGCUCCUUUGGCUCCAUAACUGGACGGUAUUGAUAGUCGGUCUUAUUGGUAUUUUGAGAAGUUUCUUGGACAGUUUUUUUUACACGAAUACAAAUUGCUUGUUGAAUAUGCAGCGGAUUGCACCUUCAUCGAUGAGGACCAGACGGGGUCGAAGAUACAGUCCCUAUCACGAAGGAAAAAGAGGUGAUCAGAGGGACCCUUCACUUGAUAUGAUUAUCUCAGAUCUGCAUCCACAUACCAUAGUUAAGGAGCCUGGUUUCAUCCAUUUCUUUAAGUCUAUCAGUAAAGGGCAAAAUCCACCAAAAUCUGAUGUUAUACUCUCAAAACUUCAAAUUUUGUUUCUCAAAACAACACAAAUUGUGCAAAAAGGUUUAGAAAGUGUAGAUAAUGUUGCAUUGUCAUCUGAAGUGUGGAAUACCACAACAAACAAAACCUAUAUGACAACUACCUGUCACCUGAUUGAUAACAAAUGGACUUGGCAGUCUUAUGUUUUGGAAACCAAACCUCUACCUGAAGAAUAUAAACCCAGUCAUUUUGUUGGGCAGCUUCUAAAAAUAGCAGGUAAAUGGGGAAUUGGAAGCAAAAUUAAAGUGGUAAUCACAAAUGUAGAUGGAAUGAGGAGAGACAUCAAAAAGGCAGGAUGGGAUCUCAUUCCCUGUUUCGCCAACACACUGGAUGUGGUCUUCAAGGAGACACUUGAGGCAUCUUCUGGCUGGAAAGGGCUAGUGCAAAGAUGUCGUGAAAUAUCUGAGUAUUUUUCUCAUGUAGAAGCACAAGGUCAACUCAAGAAAGCGCAAAAAAAGAUGGGGUUACAGCAACAUAAUCUGGCUGAGUCCAAGGGUGAUAAAUGGCUUUCUACGCUGAACAUGCUCGAAAGAAUCUCAAAGCAGCAUCGAGCUGUACAUGAAGUGCUUCUUGAAUUUAAUGUUGACUUGUUGUUAAGUGAGCAUGAAGUUAAAAACAUAAUGAAAACAGCAUCAUCCCUUAAGGCAAUCCAGGACAUCGUAUCACCAUCAAAGCGAUACCACUCACUGUCAAACAUUAUACCACAGGUGGAGGCCAUUAGGAAGAAACUCCUGGAGUUGCAACAAGACGGAAAUGAGUUUGCAAAGGAAUUAGCACAACAUUUUAAUCAUCACUUCAGUAAAGCCAAAGAAAAUGACUGGCUGACACUGAGCACUGCGCUUGACCUGAGAUACAGAGACAUCGCUCUCUCUGAGAAGGGUACUUCUGCUCGCAUUAAGAAAACGAUCAUUGCCGAAAUGAAACACCUGGACAAGGAGACUCGAGAGAGAAACUUUAGACAGCCAGACGAUUUUGGUGAAGUUCUGAAGAGAUACUUGGAAAAGGAAAUGUUACAGAGCAAUUGGGAUCCUCAUGCAUUCUGGAAAUUUCCAAAAGACAAAGACUGGUACCUGAGUGAAGUUGCACGCAAAUACCUGGCUGUUGUGUCUACUGCAGGACCGGCUGACAUUGCCUUUAACAUGGAGAAAGCCAGACUCGUGGCCAGUCGAAGAAGUAGCUUGGAUCCGGAACAUCUAAAUAUGAUGCUGUUUCUAAAUGGCAACCGUUUCCUUCUCCCUUAACUCUAUUUAACUCUCUUAAUGGAGGGCAAAAUCAUCAUAGCCUGUUAGUCAUGAAAGAUGAACAUUUUUAAAACAUUAACUAAUAUGUUGUUAGCAUUAUAAAAAAUAAUACUGAUAGUUGAUAGUUUUUGAUCAAGGGAUUUUUUAUUUUUUAUUAAGGAACAAUCUAUUUAGACAUUUUAAUCAUCAUUAAAGAGUAAAAAAAAUUACAAUACUAUUCCUUAUCAUCUGACUGCUGUAAUGUAAAUAAAAAAGUUGCAUUAAAAAUAAACAAAACUCACAAUGCUCUUUUUUCUUAAAGGUGAAUAAGCUUAUAUUUCAAAAUAUUAGCUAUUGAUACUCAGUCACCUUUAGCUGAACUUGUAAAAUGAGGGUUGACCACAAGAUGGCAGUAGGAACACAGUUAUACUGUAAUAAACCUAGAUUAACGUUAGCAUUUAUCAUAAUAUUUUAACAUUCCAGGCAGUAAUAUAAUAUUAAGUAAUAUAUAAUAUCAUUUACAAUAUAAUAGUUUUCAGAUAAUCUAUCAAUGCACUUGAUGUCAUCUCAUGGUGUGCUUACCACAUAGCUCAUUUUCACCUUGAAUCUGCUUCCCCCAUUGUAUUUCCAUGCAAAUCCAAACUGAUAAUGUGUUCAUUUCAGUUUGGAAGAGUUAGGGCCAGAUUUACUAACAGCUUGCACCAGCGCAAACCCUCUUUUGGCGUUAGAAAAAAAUACUGUCAGGAUUUACUAAAUAAACACAGUUAAAGGGUUAGUUCACCCAAAAAUGAAAUUUCUGUCAUUAAUUACUCAACCUCUUGUCGUUACAAACCCGUAAGUUCUUCGUUUAUCUUCGGAACACAAAUUAAGAUAUUUUUGAUGAAAUCCGAGAGGUAUGUGACUCGUCCAUAGACAGUAAUAUAAGCAACACUUUCAAGGUCCAGAAAGGUACUAAAGACAUCGUUAAAACAGUUGACGUGACUGCAGUGGUUCAACCUUAAUGUUAUGAAGUGACGAGAAUACUUUUUGUGCACAAAAACAAAAUAAAAAUAACGACUUUAUUCAACCUCUUCUUUUCCUUCCUGUCAUUAUCCUUACGCAUUUGCCACAGUAAGCACCGUGAAGGCUUCCAUGUGUACGUCGGAAUACUGUUGGCUCACUAUUGGCCAAAGCCGUACAAAUGAGCACCACUACACAUGCGUGUGAUGCUGACGCAGGAGCCGGCCAAUAAUGAGUCGACAUUCUGAUGUAGAACCUGGAAGUGCUGAACGGAAACAACGUGAGAAUGACACAGAAGAGAAGAUAUUGUUGAAUAAAGUCAUUAUUUUUGUUUUGUUUUUGUGCAAAAAUGUAUUCCCGUGGCUUCAUAAAAUUAAGGUUGAACCACUGCAGUCACGUCAACUAUUUUAACGAUGUCUUUUGUAUUUUCUGGACCUUGAAAGUGGUGGUUAUAUUGCUGUCUAUGGAUGAGUCAUAUACCUCUCUGAUUUCAUCAAAAGUAUUUAAAUGAAUCAUGCAAGGAAUCAUGAAUCAUUUUAAAUGCCCAAAAAGCAUGUCUUAAACCAGACGCUAAUUUGCCCUGUUUAGUAAAUCUGGCCCUUAGAGUAGGCCUACCUACUAAAUGAAUGACACACUUGUAGAGGUGUCUCUCCAUUUUAAUGAAGUUUUUUUUUUUUUUAAGGUCCACCACCUAUCAAGAGGAAUUUACUUUUUGAAAUAUAAUAUUUGAUUAUGGAAUUUAAUCUGUCAGAUCUGUUUCAUCAGCAUAAACAGUGUGUAGUGGUAGAUUUCCCUGAGUCAACAUACUAGAAUAGCUGUGAUACAGUAGUUUUUAGCCUGAGGAUGGUUAUUAGGCAUGUAAAUCUGCACAACACUGGAUAACUACAACAUGAACAAACUUGCUGAGGUAUUUUGUUUUACUCUUAAAUAAUGAUUCACAUUGACACUCAUGAACAUCAGUACAAAUUAUGGCGUUCUAGUGAAGUUUAUCAGCUUUCUCUUUUAUUGAAAAAUAGAACUGUUAUUUUGCAAGGGAAAGUGAGGCAGGUCAUAUAUAUAUAUAUAUAUAUAUAUAUAUUAUUUCAGUACAGAAUGAUACAGACAUUAAGUGAAAAAAAAAAAAAAUAAAAGAGCAAAUACUUGAAAAUUAAAGAGAUUGUUUACUUUAAGAGAGAUAGUAUACUUUAGUGUUUGUCAACUGUUUUCUAAAGGAACUGUAGGAAGGUGCUGUGAUACAACUGUGCUCAUAGUAAUCAAGCAAAGAAACUAUAGUAACCUCUACGCCAUUGUAUAUGUAUACUGUUGUCUCUCUAAGCAUAGAAAUAGUAUUAAUGGCCUGAAAGAAAACUACUCAAACUGUAGAGGGAGCCCUGGUGCUCUCAAAACCUGUUACAGUCCAGCAUUCCAGCUCAAUUUCAGUCUCACAAAUCCAAUCCCGCACAUCUGGUCAUCUUCAAAAACUUUGUGUGCAGCGUGAUAACUCCAAGACCACUUCCUUAACCCAUAAAAUAAACAAAAAUUAAAGGGCAACAAAAGAAAGGAAAAGAAAAAAUUGGCACGUUUGAUUAUCCUCCAUUUGUGCUCGCAGAAAAAAAUGGCAUAAUGCAGCUUUUCAACCAGAUAUAAGGCAACACAAGUCCCUCGUACCCCUUUAAUAAAGCCCUUUACCAAACCAUUCUAUACACAGAAAACACCUCAGGAAACAGAGUCCGCAUUACAAACAUCCCUCAGUUUCUUUUUCAGAGUUCUUAUUAAUCGUACCUUGUUCCUCUGUACAGACAUGCUGAUUUCACAAACCAAUGAAAAACAGAUGAGCAAGCAAAUAAUGCAGUUGUGGUCUUAAGAGUGUUAAAGCUGAUGCAAAACAUAACAGAUCACAAAGUGAAGGUAAAAGGCCACAGAAAUCUGUACAAUAAUUCUAUAUCACAGAAACUAACUGUUUAUGAAUAUAACCAAUUCUACAAAAUGGUGUUCUCUUCAGCUUCUAGUGUGCUUAUAAUGUCAGAUUACAGGGCCAGCACUGUUGACUAAACAAUAAGGUCAAUUAAAAAACUCAAAUAUACAUUAAAUGAAUAACUAAACAUGAUGUACAUAUAUCAAAAGUGGAACACUGUUAAAUUAUCUCCCCAAAAUAUAAGUGUGAUAGAAAAAAAAACAAAAAAUUUCAAAGUGCACAAUGAACAGUUAAUACUUGCUGGGAUACCAGGAUGUUAACCAAUGGCAAUUAUUUGAUGUUUUCUGUGGUAAACCAGGGCCUAUAGUGUUAAGUAUCUUGUCA
Molecule: messenger RNA, 4903 nt
Organism: Ctenopharyngodon idella (grass carp)
Lineage: Eukaryota; Metazoa; Chordata; Actinopteri; Cypriniformes; Xenocyprididae
Exons: 3
Coding region: 169-1647 (492 amino acids)
Molecular function (GO): protein dimerization activity
Source: RefSeq, a predicted model, not a curated record